Molecule: messenger RNA, 840 nt
Organism: Carya illinoinensis
Lineage: Eukaryota; Viridiplantae; Streptophyta; Magnoliopsida; Fagales; Juglandaceae
Product: arabinogalactan protein 41-like
Exons: 2
Coding region: 257-475 (72 amino acids)
Source: RefSeq, a predicted model, not a curated record
CCGCCCCUCCGUUCCCUACGUGCACCCAACACGAACGCCACCGGUCGCUCGCUCGGCUUCGAAACAGAGAAACCCAUCGCAAGGAACCUCAGCAUUUGCGUUUUCUCUCUCUCUGCUCGGCUCGCUACGGCGGGCUAAGUUUGUCAUUUUGAGAGGCUCUGCAGAGAGAGAGAGAGAGACCGAGCUUUUUGCUUUGUUUCUUUCGGUUUAAUUCGAGUUUUCAGGAAGCUCAAGAUUGAAAUAAGAGAAAAGAGAAAUGGCCGUUUCUAGGAUUUCUUCCGGAGUUGUGGCUGUUGUCGCCGUCUUUUUUGCUGUUAUAGUCUUGCCUGCCGUUCAGGCUCAGUCCCUCGCUCCCACUCCUGCCCCUACAAGUGACGGGACGUCCAUUGACCAAGGCAUUGCCUAUGUGCUGAUGUUGGUGGCGUUGGCGCUCACGUACCUGAUCCACGCUGCGGACCUGCUCUACAGCUUCUAAACUCGACACCAAUGGCCAUGGUAUUAUGGGGAAUUUAGAUAUGGAAGGAGUUUUAAGAGUAGGGCUUUCAAUGUGUGUGAGUGUGGAUGUGUUUUACCCUUUUAACUUGAUGGGUCUGGGUGUGUAUGUAGCGUUCUGACUUUUGACAAUUGGUGUUGGGAUCUCUGGCUCUUGCUAAUUACGCUGGUAUUCUACUUGACGCCUGUCCCAUUCAUUCUCUUCCAUUUCUAAUAUGUGGAUUUUCAUGUUGUCACUUCGUCUUUUUCGCCUUCUUUUGCUUUCUCGUCAUUUCUCUAACUGUUAAAACUUGAAAUGGGAAAUACAGACUUGAUUGAGAAAUGCUAUUAGUUGUCCUUCCAUGAUUA